Molecule: messenger RNA, 687 nt
Organism: Penicillium brevicompactum
Lineage: Eukaryota; Fungi; Ascomycota; Eurotiomycetes; Eurotiales; Aspergillaceae
Exons: 3
Coding region: 1-687 (228 amino acids)
Cellular component (GO): cytoplasm; nucleus
Source: RefSeq, a predicted model, not a curated record
AUGAGAUUCCUUUGUAGUAGCUUACACGGAGUUGGAACCAAUUCUAAGCCCCUCUGCGCUACGAGCUUGGCGAUGGACACACCUAUGAUUUUGUGGAAGGGAUGUUCCCCUAUGAGUUGGCACCGGGUACGCGUUGUUCACUGUGGCCAUGCUGGCUUGUUCGCUGACAACAAAUCAGAGAUACGGGACAUUGUCCCCGCCAAUGAUCAAGGCUUUUCCUACUUUGAUCCUGAGUCAGUCUCUGCAUCGCUCCAAGCGGUGCAUGAUUUGGAAACUUUGAUUGAAGAAGAUGGACCUUAUGAUGCCGUUUUGGCUUUUAGCCAAGGAAUGAUGCUUGCAUGCACACUCCUGAUGCACCUUGUUCAGGAAAAAAAGCCACUUCCUGUCAAGUGCGCUGUUUUCUUCUCGCCUCGCAUGGCACCAUUGAACUACGUGGAUCUGCAAAGUGGAGCGUUCACGGAGAUCGACGCUAAUGUGGUGACUGAUGUGAUCGAGAUCCCGACUGCCCUAGUGUGGGGCUCGCGCGACCCAUGUGCAGGAAAGGCAGUGGAGUUGAAAAAGAUCUUUCAAUCGGACACUCUGUCAACAGUUGUUCAUGAAGGCAGUCACGAAGUACCAGGAUACGCAUUCAAAGAUGCGUUGAUGCAGGCGGUGAAAGUCAUUAGAAGAACGAUCGACCUGGUUUAA